Messenger RNA from Schizophyllum commune H4-8, 1550 nucleotides. RefSeq lists its product as uncharacterized. Bases 9 to 1418 code for a protein of 469 amino acids. NCBI's taxonomy places the organism in Eukaryota, Fungi, Basidiomycota, Agaricomycetes, Agaricales, Schizophyllaceae. The transcript has 3 exons. The record is from RefSeq and is a predicted model, not a curated record.
CCUCCAUCAUGUCACAACGUCAGCUCUUGUACCAGCCUGCCUUGCCUCGCAUGCGCCUCAGCGCGCCCAUUCAGCUGGGCAAUACGCGCCCAGCACGCGUAGAUCCCGCACCGCCGAUCAUCCGUUCAAGCGCCGUCGAUCCGGGCGCAUAUAUGCGCCUCGCGAGAACCGGCACAGCCACCCAGUCCACGGCGUCGACUACGGUUGCCGCUCCGAGCCCUGUCAUCCGAGUGCCGAUUACGCCUGCCCCCGCUGCUUAUUCCUCCGCUAAUGGCCCGACUCGCUCCCCUCCGUCUGAAGUCAUCUACGUCUCCUCCUCGCCUGCACCCGAAAUCAAGAAUGAGAUGCCUGCGUCCGAAACGAUGCCCGAACUCGCUGCUACCGAAUCGACACACGAACUCACUGCUCUCGCUUCCUACGCCUCUUCCUCGCCUGCCCCCGACUCGACGAUCACAUCCAAAACGAUGCAUGACCUACUCGCCUCCAACGCUGCGACUGCUUGUACACCCGCCGCCUCCGCCGUCCCCCGCAAGUUCAAUCCCGCCAGUACUGCCUACACUGAGCUCUCGGACUCUGAUGACGAGCCGAUGAUCAUUGACAAUGUUAUGGUCGACGUCAAACCGUCUCUCGACAAGGUCGCUACCGCUCGCGAUCCCCCGGCUGCCUCCGCUCCCGCUCACUCUGCCUCUGUUGUCUCUGCAUCUAUCGACUCCGCUCCCAUGCCCGCGUCAUCCCCGGCUGCCAUCACAGUCAAAAGAAGGGGCAGACCGCGCAAGACCGAUCCGCCUGCACCUGCCCAGCAGCAGCGGAAGAAGAAGGCGCCCGCACCCGCGGCGGACAAGGGCAAGGGAAAGGCUCCAGCCGUCGAGGAGGCGUCUGUCGAAGGGGCGCCAGCUCCUGCGGUGCCGCAAGCGAAAAAGGCGAGAGCGACUCGCCAGCGAGUCGACACGUCGGAUGCCGCGGCCAAGACCAUCGCUCUUUCAUACGCUGUAAAACGUCAGGAGCGCUUGGACGAGGAGCGCAAGGAGUCACGGCAGGCGCUGGCGGACGCAAACAAGGAGAUCUUGAGGCUGACUGCGUCGGUCGAGAAGUACCGUAGGCUUUGUUCAACCUUCGGUUUGAACGAGAGCGCCUGUUCCGACUUUGCCGCGUACCCGCAACCGCAAGCCUAUAGCACGGGCUUCAACGGCCUCGCUCCCGCACCUGCGAUGGGGGACGAGUUCGGUGUUGGGUGGGGCAGCGGACCGAGUGGCGCAAGCGCGUGGUCCGGCGUCGCUGGUGGGAGCAACAUGGCGGGCGGGAUGGGAGGUGAGGGGCCGAGUGGCGUGGGUGCGUGGCCCGGCGUCGCCGGUGGCAGCAACAUGGCGGGAGACGUUCAGAUGGCCUACGGGGGCCCGCAGAACGCCUACGAGACUUGAACUCCACCGCAUUUCAAUGAACUUCUCGUUUCUGCACACGACUACCUUACCUUCCUCACCACCGUCGUCACACUACGCUUCCUGUCAUUUCUCAUACUGAAUGAAUGAAUGAAACACGUGUAUUACAACUAC